CAUUUCCCCGGCUCUCCUGCGGGGUCGCACAGCGCCUCCCGCCACGCGGCCAUGGACGCCUGCCUUGGCGCUUCCAUGCCGCCUGAGGGCGCCUCUCCCUGGCUGCCAGCGGGGACGGACACCGAGGAGCCGUCCAUUGUGUCUUAGCUCCUCUGCCUGGGUGUUCAGUCACGCAGCCACACUCGUGGCCCUGGUGGACCACGCGUGUCCUUCCAGUACUCUGGAUUCGGAGCUGAACCCAUGCUCUUCGCUCUGUGGUACGGUUUGUGAGCCCGCCCACGGCUGGAGGUUACUUGCUUACCUAAUUAGAUUGCAUCUACCCUGGAUCUCCUGAAGCAUAGGCCACGAGUUUGUGGAUUUCUCUGAGACAGAAAAGCCACGAUGGAUGUGCAGGCAUGGUAUUUGAGAACCUCAAAGUUGGCUCUGGCCUUGGCAAUUAUUCGUUCGAAACCAGCAGACAAAACCAGCAAAGAAUAUACAGAGUACCUUGCAAUGUUGGUGUCUGAGAAAGAAUCAACAUGGAAAUCAAAAAUUGAAGUCUUAGAAGCUGAAGUUCUAGAAUUACGCCAAAGACUUCUUCUAAGCAAAAUUUGUUUAAGAUCAUGUAAUGGUGAAAACCUGUCUUCCCAGUUGCAGGCUCAGGAACCUAGUUCUGAGAACACAUUAACUCCGAUGGAAGAUUCUGGAUGCGACUUAUCAAAUGAACAGAGAACUGAACCUUCAGAACUAUCCCAGAAUUUUGUUGAAAGCUGCCACCCCACACCUUUUCUACCACUGCCUCUUGUGAAAAGACCUUAUAUUACCUCAGGAAAUCCUCUGUCUUCUCACAUGCAUUUCUUUCAACAUCUACUUGAAUUAAAGAAUUUGACAGAAUCAGGUAGUCUGAAAACAGACUUAACCCAAUUUCAGAAAGACUCUUCCAUAAUCUGUGACUCUGUUCUUCAGCUGCUAAAUGGCUUGAUUGCUUUUUAUCGUAAUCCCAAACUUCCUCUUUCAAGCUUUUGGGCAGAAGCUGUUGACACUUUAGCUAAGCUGAUCACUGAUAUUAAUUUAUCUAAACAAAUCCUUAAAAAAUGUUCUAAGAAGUUGGAAGAAUUUGAGAAAACUCUGAUACAGGCUAUUUUAGGAAACAACCAUUUAAAUCGGUUUCAGAUGCAACAUUGUCUGUCUCAGAAUUUGGUAACUCUAGGAAGAUGCAGCAUUUUGAGAAAAUCUAUUAUUUCUCUGCUUCUAUCAGAAGUGAACCACUUUGCUGAUGACCUUGCAGCCAUCAAUCAGGCACAAUCCCAUUAUGAUGCGACCCACUAUGAAAAUAUUUUCUCCUUGUUCUGGGUUCUGGAACAGCUUCUUCAAAAAAAAAUUGAAGAAGCAAAUGCCUCAAGUACAGGGCACAAUGAAGAAGAAAUCAAGAAAUUUCUAAAAAAGCAUGAUGAAAUUAUAUUCCAGCUUUCUGAUACAUUUCCUUUAUUUACUUGUUAUUUAUGGAGAAUAGGAAUUCUUUUAAAUUCAGCAGAGGCCGAAGUUAUUGAAAAUAACUAG
Molecule: messenger RNA, 1539 nt
Organism: Ochotona princeps (American pika)
Lineage: Eukaryota; Metazoa; Chordata; Mammalia; Lagomorpha; Ochotonidae
Gene: MEI4
Product: meiotic double-stranded break formation protein 4
Exons: 5
Coding region: 382-1539 (385 amino acids)
Biological process (GO): homologous chromosome pairing at meiosis; meiotic DNA double-strand break formation; spermatogenesis
Cellular component (GO): lateral element
Source: RefSeq, a predicted model, not a curated record